GUAUGUUUUCUAGACACGUUUUCCUUUUACUGGUGGCCAUCACCUUCCUUUUGAAGCUUGCAGUAGCCUUAAAUGUUGACGUUCCUGCACACCAAAACGAAUGUUUUUAUGAAGAACUGGAAGAGGGUGAUAAAAUGACCUUGACUUUUGAAGUUGGAGAAGGUGGAAAUUUGGACAUUGAUGUUUGGUUAUCUAAUCCUCAAGACGCUAUUCUUGCAAGCAGCUCUCGUGAAAAUAAAGGCGCAUUUUCAAUUAAAGCAGACAAAGAAGGCAGAUACACUUAUUGUUUUUCCAACAAAAUGUCUGCUGUCACUGCCAAAUCUGUAAACUUUAAUGCUCACGUCAUGGAAAAUACCGAUGCAAAAGGAGACACGGUAGAGGAUCCACUCAAGAAAGAAAUUGAAGAACUGGCAGAGAGUAUUCUUGCUGUCAAAGCAGAGCAAGAAUAUAUCGUCUCUCGUGAAAAGAAGCAUAGAGAUACUGCUGAGAGUACAAAUUCCCGUGUCAAAUGGUGGUCGGUCUCUCAAUUGAUCUUGUUAGUUGUGGUUUGUCUUUGGCAAGUACACUACUUGAAGCACUUUUUUGAAGGAAAGAGCACAGUCUAAAAGAAGAUAGAAAAUUGAUCCCCUUUAAAAUAAAUCCUUUUUAUUUUUUGACAGCGUGUGUUACCUGCCAUUUUGUAACUGCGGCUGCAUUACGUUUUCUUUUUUGGAUUGUAUUAGCUGAAUCUAUGUGGUCGAUGGUGAUGCUAUAAUGCUUAACCAUUUGCUUGGUUACAAACAUUAAAUAAAAGUGAAAAUCAAGGACAGAGCCUAGUUGGUGGCUUGCUCAGGUACCGUGAUGGUCAUAGUAGGUGCAUUAUACAUUUAUCUCUUGCCAAUGGUUGUUUAAAGCAGAUUGAAAAUCACAGUUGUACUUUGACUUUAUAAUAUACUGACACUCUGGCGUUUCAUUAGUUUCAGGC
Mucor mucedo is the source of this 964-nucleotide messenger RNA. Its product is annotated as COPII-coated vesicle protein. The transcript has 5 exons. Lineage: Eukaryota; Fungi; Mucoromycota; Mucoromycetes; Mucorales; Mucoraceae. Gene Ontology annotation, cellular component: COPII-coated ER to Golgi transport vesicle; endoplasmic reticulum; Golgi apparatus. Gene Ontology annotation, biological process: endoplasmic reticulum to Golgi vesicle-mediated transport; Golgi organization; intracellular protein transport. The record is from RefSeq and is a predicted model, not a curated record. The annotation marks the transcript as partial.